Molecule: messenger RNA, 201 nt
Organism: Schistosoma bovis
Lineage: Eukaryota; Metazoa; Platyhelminthes; Trematoda; Strigeidida; Schistosomatidae
Source: the annotation of a GenBank genome assembly
AUGAUGAUGAUGAUGAUGAUGAAUGAUGAUGAUGAUGAUGAUGAUGAUGAUGAUGAUGAUGAUGAUGAUGAUGAUGAUGAUGAUGAUGAUGAUGAUGAUGAUGAUGAUGAUGAUGAUGAUGAUGAUGAUGAUGAUGAUGAUGAUGAUGAUGAUGAUGAUGAUGAUGAUGAUGAUGAUGAUGAUGAUGAUGAUGAUGAAUGA